This is a messenger RNA of Ipomoea nil (Japanese morning glory), 1718 nucleotides long. RefSeq names its product protein ABHD18. Lineage: Eukaryota; Viridiplantae; Streptophyta; Magnoliopsida; Solanales; Convolvulaceae. The transcript has 6 exons. The coding region runs from base 475 to 1611 and encodes 378 amino acids. The record is from RefSeq and is a predicted model, not a curated record.
UAAUCUUAUAAUCUACGGAUUACUAUUCUGUCUUCCACACCGGUAUCCUCUCUGCCCACUGUUUUUCUCCGCAAAUCCGAAAGCUAUCUCCUUCCUUCUUUCUUCUUCCCGCAUAUUUCUCCAAAUUUUCUUUAGCUUUCAAUUCCUUUUUUUUUCCCAAUCCAACACAGUUUCAAUGUAUAUACCCAUAGAUUCACAAACCUUUUCGUUUUCCAUCAUUGUUUAUUUAUACUAAAUCAUCCUUUGGGAACCGCGGAUUCGCGCAUCUAGUUGUGGGCUAUCCUUUGAACCUUGUAUAGCCUAGAUCUAACUUCUACUGAUGCUUAAUUGAAAUUGACAGGCUGAAAACAAAUAAAAUUGCCUGGAAUUGUGGUAUUUGUGUGAAGGUGUAAAAAAUAUCGAUACUUUGGGUUUUAUUUCAGGUUUUCUAAUCUGGGUAUAUUUGGAAUUGGUGUAAAUUGAUAGGAAGAAUCAAUGUCUGUGAGGUUUCUUGGGUGGUUGGAUCAAAUGGUUGGAUUGAAGACGGUUAGUGUGAAUGUUGGGAUGCUCCAUUAUGUGCUGGAUCAUGUGUAUGGAGCAUUUGUGCACAGAACAAAUAUUAGCCCUCCCUUCUUUUCCAGAGGGUGGGGUGGCUCAAAGCUUGAGCUUAUAGAAAGAAUGGUAAAGCAGCUCUUCCCUGGUGUGGAAGGCCAGAACUGGCCCCCCACAUUGAUGCAGCCCAGUUGGAAAACAGUUUGGGAGUCCAAGUCUGCUUGUCUGAGAGAAGGGGUGUUUAAGACUCCCUGUGAUGAGCAGCUUCUUAGUGCCUUGCCUCAGGAGAGUCAUACUGGCAGGGUUGCCUUUCUUGUGCCCAAAUGUGUGCCUCCAGAUAGAAUGUCCUGUGUGGUACAUCUAGCAGGUACAGGAGAUCAUACAUUUGAGCGAAGAUUACGCCUAGGUGGACCGUUACUGAAAGAGAAUAUUGCAACAAUGGUCCUUGAGAGCCCUUUCUAUGGGAAAAGACGCCCAAUGUUGCAGCGUGGUGCAAAACUUUUGUGCGUGAGUGAUCUGCUGUUGCUAGGAAGAGUCACUAUAGAAGAGGCCCGUAGUCUAUUGCAUUGGCUAGACUAUGAGGCUGGAUUCGGGAAAAUGGGCGUCUGUGGUCUUAGUAUGGGCGGAGUACAUGCAGCUAUGGUCGGAUCCUUGCACCCUACACCUAUUGCUAUAUUCCCCUUUCUCUCUCCACAUUCAGCUGUAGUGGCAUUUUGUGAAGGGAUAUUAAAGUAUGGCACGGCCUGGGAAGCACUCAGAAAAGAUCUUGAUGUGCAGGAUAAUAGUGCCAUGACACUCGAGGAAGUAAGAGAACGGAUGCGGAAUGUGUUGUCUCUAACAGAUGUCACACGGUUUCCAAUCCCCAAGAAUCCAAGCUCUGUUAUAUUCGUAGCAGCUACAGACGAUGGAUAUAUCCCAAAACACUCUGUGUUGGAACUUCAAAAGGCGUGGCCUGGCUCAGAAGUGAGAUGGGUUACUGGAGGGCACGUCUCGUCCUUCCUGCUCCAUAAUGGUGAGUUCCGCAGGGCAAUAGUGGACGGGCUUAACCGGUUACCAUGGAAAGAAUCUUCUCCCGUAUGACCAUAACAAACUCGGUAAGAAGACACGUUUUCAUGUAAUGACUAGUUAACCCUUGUGUGUAUACUGGAUCAUGGCUGCUGAUACCUGAAACCACCUGAUAGAUGAUA